UUUUAUUUGUAAACAUCAAUGUGUCAGUGAUUCAAUAAAUUUUUAUGGAAGUAAUUACAAUUAUGAAAACAUUUCAUAAGAAAACACAUGAUUUUUCGAUGGUCCUAUGUAUAAAAAGGACAAGCAAUUAUUCCAGUGAAUAAAUUAAGCGCGUGUUAUGAUCUUGUUCUAAAUUGUGUAUAAUUCAUAAUGCCUUUUAGAAUACCAAAAUUAAGAAGUGUGAGAGUGCGAGUCAUAAUUGUUAUGUCGUUCCUCGUUGUGUAUGUUUUGGCUACGUAUAUUAUCGUCGAAAAGUAUUUUUUUAUCAAACGCAAAGGCAACACAAGUGCACCUAAAGUGGAGUUAGAAUAUGUUGUUGUACAUCUGGAUUUGAAAGGAGCUCCUCCAAAGUUGUCGUAUCUGAAUUCCCUGCUACCGAUGCUGAAGAAACAUGGCGUCAAUGGUCUCCUUAUUGAAUACGAGGACAUGUUUCCCUACGAAGGACCACUGGGAAUGUUGAGGGGGCGGAAUAGUUAUAAAAAGAAAGAGCUGCAUGCAUACCUCACCGCCGCAGUAUCAUCUGGUUUCGAGAUAAUUCCUCUGGUCCAAACAUUCGGGCACAUGGAAUUCGCCCUAAAACAUCCUGAACUUGUUUUUUUAAGAGAAGCUCCUGAUUUCGCUGACUCCAUUUGUCCUAGUUCUUCGGACAGCCAGCAUUUUCUUGAAGAAAUGAUAGGGCAGAUAAUACGUUUUCACCGAAAGAUAGCUCCUUUGAAAUACAUCCAUGUAGGUUUUGAUGAAGUUUACCAUAUUAACACAUGUGAUCUAUGUCAGCAAAGAAAUUUCACAAAUGCAGAACUGUUAACUGAGCACGUCAAGUUCCUUAUCGAGACUGUCCACAUCCUUAGUCCAGACACCACCGUCCUCAUCUGGGACGACAUGUACAGAAAUGUCAAGCCUAUGGAUUGCAGCAACCUCAUCUUAACUGACACCGAAGUUGUACACUGGGACUAUACUGCAAAACCCCAUGAAGAUGUGCACAUCAAUAUGUACAAGUAUGGCCGGAUGUUCGAUAAUCUUUGGAUAGCAACUGCAUUUAAAGGAGCUGAUGGAAGGAAAAGGAUACUCCCUGAUCUUAAUAUGAGAUUUUACAACCACCUCCAUUGGCUCAACUUUAUAUUUGAUUAUGGCACUCUGAAGCAAUUGUAUAAAAUUAAAGGUAUCAUACUCACAGGCUGGUCAAGGUAUGAGCAUGAGGCGCCAUUAUGUGAAAUUCUUCCAGCUUCCAUACCGAGUUUAAUUAUUAAUUUAAUCCUUAUUCAAAAGUAUACAAGUGGAAUUGUCGUUGAGAACAUGAAAGAUUUGGAUGAUUUCAUUGAUGAACAUAUAGAAAAUAAUUUAGACUCUAGCCUUCUAUGUCAGAAUCGCAGCCAUCGUUAUAUGGGUACAUUUGAUUCAAAAACGUGUCAUUACGAGGAAUCUGAUCUCUAUACUACACUUCAACGUCUUAAUAAUAGCACAUCAUUCGCAUAUUCUAUAUUGGAUGAUUAUGCUUACAAAUACUUUGUUUUAAAAAAGAAAGCCGCCAAUGAUGAAGAAUCAAGGAUAGAAUAUGAGUACGUUGAUGGAGUUCACUCUCAAAUGGAAACGUGUGGAAGAAUUUUUUACGAACUUAUGACUAUCGAAACAGAAAUUAUUGGAUUACUUUCAGUGUAUUUUGAGAAUGAUGUCAUACUAGAAUAUGUUCGAUCAAAAAUACGUGGUAUACAGGAAAACAUUCAAGGAUUGUUCCGAUUUUGGGAUUAUAAGAACUCAACGUCCACUACUAGUCUUGCCAGUAUUCAUACCCAGAAUAAAUUACCUACAUAA
Messenger RNA from Cydia strobilella, 1848 nucleotides. Its product is annotated as hexosaminidase D-like. The record is from RefSeq and is a predicted model, not a curated record. The transcript is spliced from 4 exons. NCBI's taxonomy places the organism in Eukaryota, Metazoa, Arthropoda, Insecta, Lepidoptera, Tortricidae. Gene Ontology annotation, molecular function: hexosaminidase activity. Bases 190 to 1848 code for a protein of 552 amino acids. Gene Ontology annotation, biological process: carbohydrate metabolic process.